This is a messenger RNA of Aspergillus saccharolyticus JOP 1030-1, 1557 nucleotides long. RefSeq lists its product as uncharacterized. NCBI's taxonomy places the organism in Eukaryota, Fungi, Ascomycota, Eurotiomycetes, Eurotiales, Aspergillaceae. The transcript is spliced from 2 exons. The record is from RefSeq and is a predicted model, not a curated record. Bases 1 to 1557 code for a protein of 518 amino acids.
AUGCCUUAUAAUACCCGUCGCAAGUCACUGUCGCUCCCCUCUUUGGGAAUUCAGCUUCCGAACUCGUCCCGCCGCUCUCCGUCCACUUCGAAAUCGCCGCACGCGACUGACGACCAGCUGCCUCCGUCCAAAAAAGUAAAACGGUCGCACGAUUCAUCUUCAUCGCCGGAACCUUCAAGUACCACUGCGCGCUCUACGGAUAGCAAAGCUCACUCGACGCCUCUCCGUACCUCUGGCCGGCGCGGGACUUUGGAGCAAACGCCACCUCCCUCCCCUACUGAUGGCGCGGUUGCCCCCAAGAUCGACACAGAAGGCAUAAACGAUGAUAUCGUGGUUGGAGUCAUUCAACAGCUGGAAAAGACUGGAAAUCGUCCUCACCUGGUCAAGGAGCUGGCUGCCGUUCUUAUUGCACUCAAUGACAAUGUCGCAAACUCUGCCAAUCCCGCAGCUCUUCUAUCUUCACGGCUAAGCGCGUACAUGAAGCGCCCUUGGACUGCACUAGCGCCCUGCCCUCUGGCCAAACAAUUGAUCCCUAUUCACCCACGCAAGGUGUACUACUUCUUGACCACCAUGACCCGUCAAGCCAUUCCGGAGAACUCGGACGAUGUCAUCAUUCCCGGUGUAGAAGGAAAGGACAUGACGCCUAGCGUGACAAGCAUUGAUCUUGACGAGGAAGACGCGUUGGCCCGGGAGCGGUCGCGCCUCAGCCCUAGUCCUGAGGUCGACCUGUCCUCCCCUGACUUCGACGAGGAACACAUUGAUUUGGAUGGACGCGCGGGUUCUGCCAGCACCUCCCGGUCGGGCACCGAGUUCGGAGAUCAUCAUACUCGAUUGAUGCAUUCGAACCGAGCUGCAUCCCCACCAUUGGAAGGUGAUGAGAAGGAGUUCACACAAACAGCAAGUGCUGUUCGUGAGCGAGCUUCCGAACAGAAGGAAGCACAGCAACAGCCUUCUGUCACACACUUCUCAGCGCUAUCGGAAGGUCUCAAUGAGUUGCACGAGGAUAACAUGAUUAUUUGUGGCACCCCCGUGAACGACAGCCACCUUUCAUUCAACAGCGACCGUAUGGCCGACGAACCUACCCAUGACUACUUCUCUCGUGGCGGUCUCUCCGAAGUCUCUCCUCUCCAAGGCCACCUCCAACAGCAGGAUCUUGACGAGGCAGCCGUGGCAGCUCUGUUCGGUACUUCUCCGUCACCUUCUCUUACUUCCGUAGCCUCCUCUAUCUCGUCUGGCACGAGUGUGGCUUCGGACGAUGGAUUGGAUGGCGAGUCUCAGUCAGAAGCGAUUGGACGUGCCCCCCAGAUCAGUCUACCCGACGAUCCGAACGUGCCCUCUGUCUCGGCACUGAAGCGACCUAUCGACAUGUUGAACAGUGAAAUGCCUGACCUGGACAUGAAAAUGGCAGAUUUGGCUGAGCACGAAGUCAAGGUGUCGCUGGGUGUUCGCGCGCUGCCUCACUCGGACGGGGCCAUGGUCUUUGACUCGUGGCGAGAGCUUCAAAGUCCGGAAACGGUCGACGUCCACGAGCUCGACGAGAUGUUUGACGAUCUCUAA